This is a messenger RNA of Amoebophrya sp. A25, 3144 nucleotides long. The record is from the annotation of a GenBank genome assembly. Lineage: Eukaryota; Dinophyceae; Syndiniales; Amoebophryaceae.
AAUAUGGCGAGGAGAAUAUGAAUGUCCAAGAAGAAUAUGAAGCCCUGGGAUUGUCCAUGAGAAACAAUAUCGAGAGAUGAAGCGAGCCAAGGUUUUUUAAAGUUUAUGGAGUCAAAGAGAGUGCGAAAAGUGGAAGAUGAAUUAGAGGCGACACUAACUCCUACUAUCAGACUGACCCCGAUAUCAUUUGAAAAAUGGCACCGCAAUCGUUUUGGUUGUUGCUACUAGCUGGAAUCUUCUUGCGAAGCGCCUCCGAUAGACGUCGCAUUGAUGGAGAUGUCACGCUUAUUUCUACGAGGUUGCAAAGCACAGUAGUUGCACCAGGGACGAGUGCUCUCGGACCUGGAGGAGGUCUGUUCCAACAAAAUACCUCUUCUACCCGCACUAGACCAGGGCUAUCAAAAAUAAGUGUGAAUGACAACAAGGCCAACAACUACUUCUCGAGCGUAACUAAGCAGAACACCAAUCCCUUCACUGCGAAACCUCCUGUUCCUGUCGAUGUGCGAACGGGAGCAGCGAAAGCGGCUGCUUUGAUCAACAAACUGAAGCAGAAAUAUGCUACGGUUGUACGACGUGGCAGCUGCAGUGCGCGCGCGCCCGUGUGUCAGGAUCUGGACGUCGCAGUGGUGCAAGACGGCAGAAUUCGCCGUCUAUAUACAGAUCCUGCGACAUGUGGAAUCAUAGUUGGAGAGGUACGUUGUAAAGACACGAGCAGUGGAGGUGCUGCUGUGCUGGUGCAGAAGCCAAAGCCUGCACCUGGUGUAGCUGGAUCAGGAAUAGCAUCUUCAACAACUCAUCUCGGGACUUCUAUGUCAAGUAGAAAUACACCAAAUUCACUUGGUGAUAGUGGGACGAAGAGCGGAGAAAACGACAACUUCCGUAGUCUCGCUCCAGAGCAGGAUAAAGUCGUAUACUAUGGACCAUUGACCAUGGUAGACCCCACAAAUUCUAGGGAACUGCAGCCUCAGGCUCAGCGUCACCUGGCACCACUGAAUUGCCAAUGUCAUGCGGGCCGUAAAUUCUUCUCUCUACCUAACGGUGUAGGGCCUGCUGAGAAUCCGUUCACCUACAACUACGUACAGCCUUCGCCCUCCGGAGGACCAUCUUCCUCCUCUUUGCCUUCUUCCAGCAGUACAAUGACCUGCGCAACGUGUCAGUCUUGUGAGUGUGAAUUUCAUGUCGCUGGAUCUUCCGCAAUUUUCAACUACUUCAACGUGAAGAAGUCGAGGAUAUACAGGUAUUUCGCUACGCGCGAGCAGACAACAAGUCGUGCUGGAGCCACUGUUAAGGCAACGCAGGGUGCAUCCUCAACAUCAUCCUUGGCUUCCAUUUCAACUAGGAAAAGGGGCAAAGGAUGCUAUCAGGGAUGCAACGGCGAUAGCCCUAACACUGGUGGCGGAGCUGCGGUGCGUGAGCUAGAAGAUGCAACAUCAACAUCAACUAGAAGAAGAACAUCAACUGGUGGUGAAGCUGUGCGUGAGCUAGAUGCGGGAGUAGAAGAAGUUGCAAGUAGUCCAGUAAUGCAUGAAGAGGAAGAAGUAGAUGAGGCAGCUCCUGUACCUGCAACAAUAACUACACCAAGAAGAAGAACAUCCGAUGCAACCAACAUCGAAACUGUUUGCAAGUCCCGAAACCUCAACGAGAACAGCCAGAAUAAGAAGUACUACGGCCGUUUCAAAGUCCUAGCGAUAGGCAUGGGAGUAGGCUGGAUUCAGCAAACGUUGGCGAGAGAAUGCCCAGACUUCGAUAUCCUAACCAUCGAAAUCAGCGAACCGCUUUCGCAAGUGUCUAAGCAUUUGUUUGGCUAUGAGAAAACAAAAAUGCUGGGGGAUGAAACGUCUGCAAGAAUAAUGAGUUCCAGUUUCUCAACAUUGACCUCUUCUGCGUCUUCUUCUGUUUCUUCGUCUUCUUCAGGAGCCUCUUCUGGAGGUGCUGCCUCGUCAUCUUCCACGACUGACUCAACCACAUCAGCCACUGCACUCCCAGUAGUCGGAAGGAAUCGCUUAGUGAUUUCAGACGCGCUAGCAUGGGUAGAGGAAGCAGCAGCGAAAAAAAGCGCCAUGAGUCGUAUCGUUAUGCCUGAAUGUAUUAUCUACUCAUUCUUACUCCAACUAGUACUACCAGUUGUAGAAGUGCCAGAUGAUCGUUGCUUUUUUUUUCAUACUGACUAUGGAAUAGUUACUAGAGUUAGGCGUUAGCGCGAUCAUCUAGAUAUUACUUCCAAAUGUUCAACAUCAAAUCUAACCCGUCUACUCCUUCCUCAGGCUCAAUUAUAUUUUUUUCAUACUGACUCCGACUAUAUCAACAUUUUUGUACAACUCUGGUGCCGUCCUCUGCUUGAUGAAACACUUCUUCUAACAGAGGACACGACGCUCCCACAUCCUCCACUCCACACCCUUCUGCCUCAAAUUUGAGUUUUGACCUCAUGAUCGUCGAUUGCUUCCUCCCGAAUGGCAACGUCCCUCGUCCAAGUUGCCAAGGAGACCGGUUUGCACGUGCAGCGAGUCAACUACUCAAAGAUGAGAAGGCCUUGUUACUGCAGAACACGCUGAGCCACACAUCAACGAACUCAGUAGCGAGUAGUUUGGAGGAAUCGCAGCUAUUCGACAAUGUCGCGAGACAAAAUGUACCUGGCACACCAAACAUAAUUGUCACUGCGAAUAAAAAGGUCAACCUUGCAUGAAAUUAAAAUAGGACGAUCGCAAAAUAAAUAUCGUUUUGAUCAUCGUCGAGGUGGAAGGUUCUCGUUUUACUGCCGCAACUGUUUUAAAAUUGGAAUGCAUUGCUGGUUCCACGAAAGAGACGCGAUCUUUAAAAAUCACGCAAUCCCAAGUGAAAAAGAAUCAAGAAGAAUGAAAAUGAGUUAAUCUCAGAAGGCCAGCGUUCUUGUUCUUAGUAGGGAUCUCCAGCCACUUGUUCAAGAAGAAGGAAUUGUAAUGAAUGCGACGACUUUCUUUAUAACAAACUAUCGCUAGUAAUAGUAUGAUCGCAUCUUCAUCUUCUCCAAUCUUCUUCAACGCCAAUUCCAACGUCAAAUCAUCAGACUAAUACAAGGAAUGCAGCGAUCAACAACACUUGGUCGUAUAUUACGUUGAAGUUGAAAGAGCAGCGACUCUACUGGAAUCUGAAUGCACAACAUGCGUC